Pichia membranifaciens NRRL Y-2026 is the source of this 453-nucleotide messenger RNA. RefSeq lists its product as hypothetical. The transcript has a single exon. The coding region runs from base 1 to 453 and encodes 150 amino acids. The record is from RefSeq and is a predicted model, not a curated record. Gene Ontology annotation, molecular function: DNA binding. Lineage: Eukaryota; Fungi; Ascomycota; Pichiomycetes; Pichiales; Pichiaceae. Gene Ontology annotation, cellular component: nucleus.
AUGUCAGAUUGGGAUGCAGUCACAGUUGUCGGUAGAAAGGCCAAGGUCGGCGGAACGGGUCCUAAGGAGCACGUCAUUAAGAGCUCGUCGCAGAUAAAUGCGGCGAGAAGAAGCGGAGCCAUCACGUCUGUGGACAAGAAGUACGGUGCAGGAAACUCGAAGGCGGACCCAGAGGGCCAGAGACUGACCCGGAUCGACCGGUCGGACGAGAUCAUCGUGCCAAAGAAGAUCGACGCCUCGGUGGGCAAGACGAUCCAGCAGGCGAGACAGGACAAGAACCUGUCGCAGAAGGACUUGGCCACGAAGAUCAACGAGAAGCCCACGAUCGUCAACGACUACGAGGCCGGGCGGGGCACGCCUAACCAGCAGGUUCUCGCCAAGAUGGAGAGAGCCUUGGGCGUCAAGCUCAGGGGCAAGGACAUCGGCGCCCCGCUCUUCAAGAAGAAGAGCUAG